CUUAAAGAAAAAAAUUGACACUGCUGGAUCCGUUUAAAUCCGCAUGUGUACAGUAAGUUGGUCCGUUCCACAGAGGAAAAAGAAAAAAAAUUGACACUCCCUAUUCUACCCUUCAUACAAACGCUCAUGGAGCAGGAAAUUUGAAAUGGGAAAAGAGUUUUUUCCUCUCUGCGAUUAUAUGUUUUUAAUUUAAAAAAAUACAACAAAUGUAUUUAGUAUUAUUGGUUAUGAUGUUUGGUUUUUAUUGUUUAGAUAGAUGUUCAGUCGGAGAAAAACCACAAUCUCAUCCUCUUCGUCUUCGGCUGCCUGCCAUUCAUCUUCUUCACCACGAACUCCUCUCAUCCACUUGCUCCAGCCGAGGAACCCGGACGACGAUUUAGAGAACCGUGCACAGCGUUUCUUCCAACGCUCUAUAAUGUAGAGGAAGAUCAGGUGACGACAAGCGGCAACGGUUUUCGACUCAUGGGGUUAGAACAGGGGAAGUCAGAUGGGAUGAUAGAAAUGGGUUGUUGGUUGAUCGAUUCGAAUCUUCCAGUCUUUUACACUGGAGUUUUAGCUUCAGGGUUUUGGCUUUUGCCUUUCUCUUCCACUUUUCAUAAAUUAAUAAUCUCAUUCCAAUUUAGAUCUGAUUGAAUCCAGUCAAUCUACAAUCAACGCAGGCGGGAUUUACAGCGGCGGAGGGGAAUCAGGCUCGAAAUCAUCAACGGGCCGGCGAGAGGGAGGGAAAGAACGGAGAUGGGAGCGCUUUCUGGGUUCUGUAUUCAAAAUGGGCGUCAAAAUAUCGCUGGAAAGGAUUUUCGGUCAAAAUACCGUAAAAUAUCGUUGAAUAUCGCGAUAUUUAUUAAUAUAUUGUAUCUCGUCAAUUUCAAUUUCUCGUCAAUUUCUCGCGUUUCGAUUUUGGUUUUGAGGACCCGAAACGUUUCGCGUUUCGGCCCGCCGUUCCACGUUUCCCGAGUCCUUUUGAUGGGUUUCGCGGGUCCUCUGAAGCAGGUGCCGCUGGGCCCAAUAUGUGGAUGGGCCAAGACAUUUAAUCGCUCCGGAUAACUUUUGAUCAUGCAGGCCCAUAUGAGCAACCCCAUCCAGAGCUUUUUGGUUUUAUGCCGGAUUCUGGCCGAUGGGGACGGGCCCAACUCCGGCCACCCCUGGCCCUAAAGCUACGAAGCUGCAGAAACGGAUAGAAGGCACGGAAAUUUACGGGAGAAACGCCGAAACGUGAAACGUUUCUCCACCUCAAAACCAAAUCCGAAACGCGAUAAAUUGACGAUAAAUUGUAAUUGACGAGAUAUCACGAUAUGAAGAUAUUUCGCGAUAUUUACGAGAUAUAUGCGAUAUAUUGAUUUUCCACGAUAUAUUGGCAUGAAGAGGUCAGAUAAAUUGCCGGAAAAAAUCUUUUUAGCGCCAAUUCAAAAUAAAACCCCCAUUUUCCCCCAUGGCGCUCUCACCUUCUGCAUAGUUUGCUCCACACUCUUCUGAGUACCGCGAAACUGUUCGAGCCGAUGAGUUCUCCUCCACUAAUUGGCGGCGGCGACGACGACGAAGGCUUCGAUUGGGAGGCAGCGGUGAGAGAAAUCGACGUGGCUUGCGAAAAUGCGAAGCCCUCCUCUUCUUCAUUCCACCACAGCCGGCCGUCUUCCGUGCUCGAUUUGGAUGCGGAGAAUCGCCGCCCCGCCGCCGGCGGCGCUUGGAAUUCCGAGGUAGCGUCCAAUUACUCGUCGUCGUCUUCUCUCGUUAAUAAUGGAAGGAGGACUGGGAAUUGCAGGCAGAUGACGCUUGAUAGUUUCGUCGGGAAGGCGGCGGCUGUGCGCCAGGUGAAGAAGUGGGUUGUUGAGGAUGUAGAAGGAUCUGCAGGGAGCAUGGGUGAGGUUAGGGAAGGUGGAUUUAGUUGUGUUGAGAUUGAUGCUGAGGCCGCCAAGACUUGGGUAUAUCCAGUCAAUGUUCCUCUUCGAGAAUACCAGCUCGCCAUAACUAGGACAGCAUUGUUUUCAAAUACAUUGGUGGCAUUGCCAACUGGCCUUGGAAAGACGCUUAUUGCCGCAGUUGUUAUGUACAACUACUUCCGUUGGUUUCCAGAAGGGAAGAUUGUUUUUGCUGCUCCUUCUCGGCCACUCGUACUUCAACAGAUAGAAGCAUGUCAUAAUAUAGUCGGAAUACCACAAGAAUGGACAAUUGAUAUGACAGGUCAGAUAAAUCCAACAAAACGAACAGACUUUUGGAAAACGAAACGGGUGUUCUUUGUUACUCCCCAGGUCCUGGAGAAAGAUAUUCAGGCCGGAACAUGUUUAGUUAGAAAUCUGGUGUGCUUGGUGAUUGAUGAGGCUCAUCGAGCAAUGGGGAAUUAUGCUUACUGUGUCGCAGUUCGUGAGCUGAUGGCUGUACCAGUCGAGCUUAGAAUAUUAGCCUUGAGUGCUACCCCAGGAUCAAAGCAGCAGACAGUCCAGCAAAUUAUCGACAACUUGCAGAUAUCAACCCUGGAAUACCGUGAUGAAAAUGAUCCUGAUGUCAUCCCAUAUGUUCACAACAGAAAGAUUGAAUUGAUUGCGGUGCCUAUGGGAAAAGAUGCUCUUGACAUAAAUAAGCUGCUCUUGGAUGUCAUACGUCCGUAUGUGUCUCGGCUUUCUGCUGUUGGACUUUUGCAGAACAGAGACUGCCAGACUUUAAGUCCUCCAGAUUUACUCAAUUCACGUGAUAAAUUUCGUCGAGCACCCCCACAAGACCUUCCACAGAAUAAGUUUGGUGAAAUUGAAGCUUAUUUUGGAGGUCUUCUCACCCUUUAUCAUAUAAAAAGGUUACUUUCCAGCCAUGGAAUAAGGCCGGCAUAUGAGAUGCUGAAAGAAAAGCUGGAACAAGGAUCAUUUGCAAGGCUAAUGAGUAGAAAUGAAGAUAUUAAGAAAAUGAAACUCUUAAUGGAAAGAAACUUGACCCAUGGUGCACCUAGUCCCAAGUUAUCCAAAAUGUUGGAAGUACUGAUUGACCAUUUCAAAAGCAAGGAGUCCCAGAACUCACGGGUUAUAAUAUUCUCUAAUUUCAGAGGGAGUGUCAGGGAUAUAAUGAAUUCCCUAGCCAGCAUUAGUGAUUUGGUGAAAGCAACUGAAUUUAUUGGUCAAAGUUCAGGUAAAGCUUUGAAAGGCCAAUCCCAGAAGGUCCAACAAGCUGUGUUGCAGAAAUUUCGAGCUGGUGGUUACAAUGUGAUUGUUGCUACAUCAAUUGGCGAAGAGGGCCUGGACAUAAUGGAAGUUGAUCUUGUAGUAUGCUUUGAUGCCAAUGUAUCACCACUAAGAAUGAUUCAGCGUAUGGGUAGAACUGGAAGGAAACAUGACGGCAGAGUUGUGGUUUUAGCUUGUGAAGGGUCAGAAAUGAAGGGUUACACUCGAAAACUAGCCAACAGCAGAACUAUAACGAAACACAUGCACAAUGGCGGUACAAGUAGCUUUAGUUUCCAUUCUAGCUCAAGAAUGAUUCCCCACAUUUUCAAACCAGAAGUCCAAUUUGUUGAGAUGUCAAUCGAACAAUACAUUCCUCGUGGAAAGAAAGUUAAAGAUGCCACUGAUAUCCAGACACCUAUAUUCACUAAGAAGCUAACUGCUGCCGAGAGUGCUGUGGUUGCCAAGUAUUUCCAGCCUUGCCCUUGGAGGCCGUCUCUUAUUGCCUUCCCAAGUUUCCAGGCAUUUCCCUCCCGGGUGCAUCAAGUAAUGCACUCUCACAGAACAGGGAUGCUGAUCGAUACAAUGCAAAAUCUUCAAGCUUUGUCCUUUCCUCUGGACAGCAGAGGGUUUUCCUUUGAGGAUGAAGCAGCUUCAGGUAAGUGUCAGGGAACUGAGAGCCCAAAUAGAGAUGAUAAUGAUGAAGAAGACUUGGGAGUGGGCUAUGGCACCCCAGAGCACAACUCACAGAGCAAUUCAAGGGAUUCUGAAGGACCAAUUUCUCAAAAACUGACAACCAAGAACCUUAGUGUUUUAGAUCUUACUGGGGAAAGUCAUUCAACUCAUGCUUUUCUCUUUGGCUCUGAUUUUGUUUCUGUGGAUUCUCUUGGCAAGGUCCUAAUUUCAUACGUCCCUUCACUUCCUUUGAAACUGGUAUCAUAUCCGAGGUGUCCUGACAAUGAGGCUGUACCUCUAAACUGUGCAAAACGAAGUCCUUCACAUUUGAAGACUUUGGUUGAAGGCUCCAGUGGACCGACUGUUCUACAAAAUUUUUGCACUCACUUACAUUCACUGUCCGAGGAUCCGUGCAAAAGAAAUAUCUCUGUGGAUGGCUUGAAAUUGUCUGAGAGUGCAAUUUUGGUGGGAGAUAUGGUGAACGGAGGAGAUAGUGUUGGUGAUAGCUUUGUUGAUUUUGGGAUCAAUUCGCCUUGUCCGAGUGCUGAUGAGUGCUGUCACAGUCGUGAAGAUACUGAACUGAGUCCUCGCUUAACCAACAUGAUGCAAAAUGGUGUUGUUCCAGAGUCUCCUACGAAUGAUCAUGAUUUGCUGAAUGAUAAAGAGAGAGCUGAAAUUAUCACACCCAUGAAACUGCAUACCAGAUUGCUGACUGUCUCUCCAGGUCCUUGGAGAAAUGAAUCAAAUGCAGCUGCUGUAAUUGGGGAAGCAGAUAUGGCUGAUCCUUCUAUCAUUGAUCAAAUUCAGACUCCUUUGCGUGAAACAAGUGCUGCCAAAGUAGACAAAAUUGUCUAUUCAAUUUCUCCUGCUCCCAAAGCAAGCAACUCCAGCAAAGAUUGGCCUUUCAGUCCUGCUGAUGAUAAAUCAGACAGUGUUAAACCAGUACGCAGACUUAAAAGACUCCGAAAAGUUGGGGAUCUUGAGAAGAAUAAGAAUCCUGGAAGCAUUAAAGAUGCUCCUUCUUUCCAUGAAGCAAAUCCUAAUGUAUGUGUCAACGGAGCCCACAGAAAUCAACCUAAACAAGGGAAAGGUAAAAGGGAGCAAUUUGGCAUCAUCCAGGACUUCAUUGAAGAGGAAGCCGAGGUUUCUGAAAAUGGCGAAGUAUCCGAGGAUGAGAGAGUUGAUGAAGAUGAUAAUUCGUACGACCAGAGUUUUAUAGACGACAGAAUAAACCCCACAGCUGGAAGUGCUGAAACACAACCUAGUCGAGUGGACAUGAUGGCAGUUUAUAGGCGUUCGUUGCUCAGCCAAUCACCAAUGGUGAGGGAAUCCCCUUCAGCAUCUUUUACUCCAGAUUGCAACUCUUCUUGCUCGAGCGGUAAAAACAAUACCACUGGAUCUUCCUCUACCAACACGCUUCAUUCACUAAGGACACCUCUACAUGAGAACCAAGAAGGGCUACAGCCAUCUCCAGCUGUUCCUUGCACCGCAGCCUCUAACAUCCCAACAGAAAACAGCACUAUGUUGGAGAUGAGGAAGAGAAGAAAGCUGACUUUCCAUCAACCUGCAGCAUCUGUUCCCAUAAUCAACUUGGAGGAAGAAUUCUCUAAGCAGUUGGAGGCUGACCCGAAUCCUUCUAACAACAUCGAUGAUCCUGAUACCCAUGAAGACAUGCUCUACGACGAUCAGUUCUUUGCUGCUCUUGAUGCUUUGGAAGCACAAGCUACGACUACUCAGCAGAACAGGCCUAAUUUAUCUGUACAGAAGCAGGAUACUAUGUUGCCAAACUCAGAACUCCAUGGCACACCAACAUUUGAUCUCGGGAUUUAGUAGUAAUCCUCCAAAUCGGCAAAAGGUUGAAUGCUUUGCUAGUGAAAUGUCCUGCUGCUGCUGCAUUGCAGUGCAUUGUACAGAUCGGCUCGAUAGGGAAAGUGGAUGUAUAAGUUAUAUUCGACAACUUGAAUCUUCUUGUGAAGUGCCUUGUACAGAAAGAGGGAAAGAAAGGGAAUGGUGAAUCCCAUUUUGGUUGUCAGGCUGCUAAUGAAAGAUUUCUAAAAUAAACACAACCAGAAAUCAAAUAAAGAAAAUAAAAAAAAUCGCAAAUAUCGAACCUAAUGGUCUCAAAGCAAAUUCGGAAAUUUUAACCCGUAAGAAAUUGAAUAAGAGAAGAGCGAAAGGGGCCUUAAGCCCCCACCCAAGGGAGUGUUCCCCGUAUUCCCGACAUGCUAAGGGAAUAGAGAGAGCGUAAUAUAGCAGUUAAUUCCCGUCUGAUCUUACCGUUAGCUGUAUUCUCAUUACUUAUCAAAUGUUCAAGAAGCUCACGUUUCUCCGGUUUUAACCGUUUUAAAUCCUCUGAAAUUAUCAACCGGUUUGUUUUUAGAGGUAAAACCAGAGGAAACUUUUAGAGACGGAGACAUGACCCGUUACAAAAACCACAAAAUACAAGAAUAAGUUCAUUCCUACCAAACGAUCCUUAACACUCUGUUUAGGUAGAGGGGUAAAUGGGAGGAGGGUGCAAAUGUGAGGGGUAAACACAGUUUCCAACACAUUUGCACCUGUUUGGUUAAUUUGGAACAGUAGGGGGUGCAAAACGGGAGUGCAAAUUUACUGUUUCGGCUUACCCCCGAAUUGGGGUGCAAGGGAAGGAAGGAAGAGAGGGGGAGGGGGAAAUUAUGGAAUUUUAUUUUUCUAAUUGUGUUAUAUAUAAUUAUAUAAUAAUUAAUAUUAUCAAUUUUUUCUUUUUAUAAAUAUCAUUAAUGUAAACAUUAUUCGGGGUUGACUAUUUGACUCUAGAAACAAGUUUAUCAAUGUUCGUCAAGUCAAAUCUAAAUCUCUUGGUUGAAUCGAAUUUGCAUUGAAAAUUAGAGAUACGAGGUGUUUGUGGAAAAGAUAGAGAGAAAUUGUUUGGUUAACUCAGUUUAUUUGACUAAAUAGUUAAAACUUAC
Linum trigynum is the source of this 6760-nucleotide messenger RNA. The record is from the annotation of a GenBank genome assembly. Lineage: Eukaryota; Viridiplantae; Streptophyta; Magnoliopsida; Malpighiales; Linaceae.